AUGUCAUAUUCAAAAAUAUUUUCAGAUUUACCUGAAUUAGUAUAUGAUAUUAUAAAAUAUUUUAAGAAUGAUUUUUCAACUUUACAUUCGUGUAUAUUAGUUAAUAGAUUAUGGUGUCGUUUAGCGAUUCCAUUAUUAUGGGAAAAUCCAUUUUUAAUUCCUAACGAAAAUUAUAACUUUAUUGGAAUUUAUUUACAUAAUUUAAGUGAUGAUUUAAAAGCACAAUUAAAUGAAUAUAAAAUUGAUGAUAAAUUAUUUCCUUCAAAUACACUUUUUAAUUAUCCCAUUUAUUUAAAAUAUUUGUAUAUAGAGAAAAUCAUUUCUUCUAUUGAAGAAUGGUCUAAAGAUGUUGAACUCGAAAAUAGAUCAAUUUUUGAAUUUAAGAGAUUAAUUCACAUGUCAUUAUUUAAAAUAUUUAUUGAAAAUGAAGUAAAUAUACAUACUUUUGAUAUUGAGGUCAAUUUUUCCUAUAUAGAUGAUAUGCUUGAAUUAAUUUUGCAAAACCCAAAUUUCCUUCAUAAUAUUAGAAAUUUAAAAUUCAAUUGUUAUGAUGACUUACUUAAUCAUACUAAAAAUCUUACAUAUCAAAUAAUUAAUUUAUGUCAAAAUCUUAAAAAAAUUUCAUUAGCUUUUAAUAAUAGUUUUCUUAUAUAUCAAACAUCAUUGUUAUCAAAAGAUUAUAAUCAUUCAUCAAAUACUUUAAAUACAAUCGUCUUGUAUAACAUCAAUUUUAAAAUUAUAACCAAUUUAGACAACAUAUUUGAACAAUUAAAUGUUUUAAAAUCUGUUCAUAUCAUUUAUUGUAUUUUAGGUACUGAUUUUAUUCAACAAAUAAUUAACUCAACUAAACCAUUUAAGUUAAAAUCUUUAUUCUUAAAUAGUAAUGAAUUACAAAUUGAUGAAUCAUUACUAUUAUUAAUACAAAAGCAUGGUGAUUAUUUAGAAAAUUUUGGAUUUUCAUCUGGUUCUAAUUCGUUAUCUGAGGAGCAACAAUUACUUGAAUUAAUUAUUAAAUAUUGUAAAAAUAUUAAAUUUCUAUAUUUAACUGCAAUUAUUAAUAAUAUUCAGAUUAUUUAUUCGUUAUUAAAUUUAACUGAGAAUGUAAAACAAAAUCUUAAUCAUCUUUAUAUCAAUAUCUUUAGCAAUAAUAAUUAUUCAAAUUCUAUUGAACUUAGUUCAAUUGUAUUACAAAAUUUAGGUCAAUUACUUCCUCUUAAAUUAGAAUAUUUAAGUUUAGUUCUUAAUAUUAAAUAUAAAAAUGAUUUUGAAAUGUUCUUAAAAAAUUCUCAGAAUACUUUUAUUAAAAAAUUGUUAAUUAAGAAUAAGAGAAUUAAAGAUGAUGAGGAAGGUCGUGAUAUUUAUGAUUUUAUUUUAUCUUAUAUAAAAGAAUAUAUUAUGAAAAAGAAAAGAGUCAAAUAUUUGGCUAUCAUUAAUUUCCCUUCUAAAAUAGAAUUGUUUUCAUUUAAAGAUGAAGUGAAGGAAUUUGAAUUAUAUAAUAUUAAAAUUCAAAAAUAUCGAGAUUUGUGUAAUUUUAGUAAAUUAAAAUUUAUAGAACAAUUGUAG
Rhizophagus irregularis DAOM 181602=DAOM 197198 is the source of this 1563-nucleotide messenger RNA. RefSeq lists its product as uncharacterized. The record is from RefSeq and is a predicted model, not a curated record. Lineage: Eukaryota; Fungi; Glomeromycota; Glomeromycetes; Glomerales; Glomeraceae.